Messenger RNA from Colletotrichum higginsianum IMI 349063, 1620 nucleotides. RefSeq names its product Maltose permease. Gene Ontology annotation, cellular component: membrane. The transcript has 5 exons. The record is from RefSeq and is a predicted model, not a curated record. Gene Ontology annotation, biological process: carbohydrate transport; transmembrane transport. Gene Ontology annotation, molecular function: carbohydrate:proton symporter activity. Bases 1 to 1620 code for a protein of 539 amino acids. Lineage: Eukaryota; Fungi; Ascomycota; Sordariomycetes; Glomerellales; Glomerellaceae.
AUGUCGACAGGAGUCGUCGAGGGGCAUGAUGCCGGACGGGUGGACGAGAAGCAAGCGGGCGCACACCACGUCGACGCUCCCAACUCCAAGGUGCUGGGCGACACGGACUUCAUGAACGAUGCCUUUGACGGAGAGAACGAGGAGCACGAGCUGGGCAUGUGGGAGGCCGUCAAGUCGCACCCAAAAGCUUGCUUCUGGGCCUUUAUCAUGUGUUUCACGAUUGUCAUGGAGUCAUUCGACAUGUUCCUGAACGGCAAUUUUGUGGCUCAGAGGGCAUUCCAGAUGCAGUACGGCGUCCAGGUGGGAGAAGAAUAUGUCAUCGAGACCAAGUGGCAGAGCGCACUCUUCCAGGCCGGCCAGUGUGGUGCUUUCGUCGGAGUCUUCCUGGCCGGUCCUGUCGUCAACCGCUUCGGUUACCGAGUGACGACUCUCUUGGCCCUCAUCCUCAUGAACGCCACCAUCUUCGUGUCCUUUUUUGCCAACUCCCUCGAGCUUCUCACUGUCGGACAAGCGUUGGAGGGCGUCCCCUGGGGUUUCUUCAUUGCCAUCGGCCCUGCCUACGCCAGUGAGAUCGUCCCUCUCGCCCUCCGUGGCGCCUGCACGGCUACUCUGCAGAUGAGUUGGUCCAUUGGUUCCAUCAUCGUCGCCGGCGCCACCCUCGGUUACAACAAGCGGAUGGACGAGUGGGCGUGGCGCGGACCUCUGGCCUUGCAAUGGAUCUUUCCCACCCCCCUCAUGGUGAUCAUCUUCUUCGCCCCCGAGUCUCCCUUUUGGCUCAUCCGUCGCGGACGCAAGGAAGAGGCCCUUCGCUCCGUCAAGCGCCUCGGCGCUAGUAACGCCACCAUCCAGCAGAACCAGCAAAAGUACGCCAUGAUUGAGCGAACGGUCGAGAUCGAGUCUCAGUUGGGCGGCAACCCGACCCUGCUGGACCUGUUCAGGGGCGUCGACCUGAGGCGAACCACCAUCACCUGCUUGAUGUACGCGUCGCAGAACUUUGCCGGUAACCUGAUUGCCAACCAGGCGACCUUCUUCUUCGAGCAAGCCGGAAUGGGCCACGACCGCGCUUUCGACCUCAACCUGAUCAACUCGUGCCUCCAGCUCUUCGCAAACGCCCUCUCGUGGCCUCUCACCGCCUGGUUCGGCCGCCGAACCAUCUACCUCUGGGGCACAAUCACCAACGUCACCCUCCUCAUGAUCCUCGGCAUAUGCGCCUCGAUCAAGCAGACCGUCGCGACCAACUACGCCCAGGCGGUCCUCGGCAUUCUCAUCUCCUUCGUCUUCGCCGGCACCCUUGGACCCAUCUCGUACACCAUCAUCGCCGAGACGUCCGCCGUCCGACUCCGCGCCCUGAGCACCGCCGUCGGCCGCGCCGCCUACUACGUCGCCGAGAUCCCCAUGAUCUAUCUGGCCUCGCAGAUGCUGAACCCGACGGGAUGGAACCUUGCAGGAAAGUGCGGAUAUGUCUGGGGAGGCACUGCCUGCGUCUGCUGGAUCAUGGCCUUCUUCUUCCUGCCCGAGCUCAAGCACCGCUCGUACCGCGAGACGGACAUCCUGUUCAACCGCAGGGUUCCCGCCAGGAAGUUCAAGUCGACUGUUAUUCAGGUGACGGACAACGAAUAA